Molecule: messenger RNA, 2387 nt
Organism: Culex pipiens pallens (northern house mosquito)
Lineage: Eukaryota; Metazoa; Arthropoda; Insecta; Diptera; Culicidae
Exons: 3
Coding region: 320-1879 (519 amino acids)
Source: RefSeq, a predicted model, not a curated record
ACCUUUACCAAAGCACUUUGCAAUUUGUCAGAUAGACGUUUGUCAAGAAUUGGAAGAAGCGAGAAGUUAAAAACAAAUUAGCACGUGAAGAAGUGAACCCGUAAGAUCUGCUUGCAACACAAUUAAAUUGAUCCUAUCGCAAUUUGUAUCGAACGCUCGCAGAGGAACCACAGGACUUGAAUCCGAUUCAUGAGUUGAGGAGGAGGUUAAGAAUGAAACUAAUGAUUUUUAAGCCGCAAGAAAAAGCGCCGCUGUAAAACUCAGUUUAUCAUUCUCGUCCGAACACUUAAAAAUCAUUACACCCGGACGUAACCUCAAAAUGACUGAAUCAGGCUUUCAUUGCGCCCAGUGCAACCUAUCAGAAGAGGACGAGGCAAAGUUGAUAUUUUGUGACGGAUGUCAACAAUACUUCCACUGUGUCUGUCAAGAUGUGACGGUGUCAACAAAGGCAGACGACUCGUGGAUGUGCAAUACGUGUACAAAAUCUGCGACCGAAGUUAAUAUGGAAGCUGUAGCUAAAUUGAUGUCCCAGCAACUAGAUCUUCAUCGGAAGAAUCUGGAGAAGAGAUCGCGCCUUGUCGACAUGAAGCUCAAACUAGAACAGGACAAACGAGAGUUGGAGCUGAUCUACGAGAAGGAACAGAUCGAGAAGAAGAUACUGGCUGAAAAGGAGUUCAAUCAAAAGUAUAAAGCAGAAAGAGAGAAUUGGAUGAAAGAGUUGAACGAGUUAACUGCAGAUCGAAAGAAGUGUUGUGCUGAGUUUGAAGAGUACCUGAAAAAGAUCACUGCAGAUAAAGGUGAACCUACAAAGAACAAGCGAAAAAAAAGGAAACACCGAGCAACUUCCACAAAGGUUGGGGGCGCCGCGUCAACUCCCAAUGCAGAGUUCGAAGAGAGUUUCAGCGGAAGUGAUUCAAGCAUCGAAUCAGAGGAGCAACGUAAACAAACCAGCAGUCGGUCGACGGAUAAACCGACUAAGGCCCAACUAACAGCCCGCCAGUAUUUGUCGUGGAAAUUGCCAACCUUUACUGGAAAUCCAAACGAAUGGCCCAUAUUCAUAAGCAGUUUCAAUUCUUCAACUGAAGCAUGUGGGUUUUCGGAUUUGGAAAAUUUAUCACGAUUACAAGAAGCCAUAAAAUUUCCGGCCAGAGAGUUGGUCGGCGGAUUAUUGGUUCUUCCAAAGGCAGUACCAAAAGUGAUCGAAUCUCUGCGGCAACUGUACGGAAGGCCUGAACAGAUGCUUGGCACACUGUUGGCCAAGAUCAGAAAAACCGAAGCACCAAAAAUUGAUAAAUUAGGAACUUUUAUCAGAUUUGGAACAGUUGUCGCUCAGCUCUGCGACCACUUAGAAGCCACUCGACUUCAAGAUCAUCUUGUCAAUCCCUUAUUGAUAAGCGAAAUUGUCGAAAAGUUACCAGCUGUAACGCAAAUCGAAUGGGUUCGAUAUAAACGUAAACAAAGAAAGAUCACUUUACGCACUCUUACGGAUUUUCUCGCCGAUUUGGUUUCGGUAGCUAGUGAGGUGGUCCACUACGACGAGUUUACUGCAUCCAACAACAUGGCCGGAAAAGUUGCUAAGCCGAGGGAGCAACAAAGAUCCUUUGCCGGCGUGCAUGACGCUGCGGAGAUCGAGUCCAGUCCUUCUGAAUCGAGAUGGCCAUGCGUGGUUUGCGGGGAAACAAAUCACAGAAUAAGAAACUGUGAGGUGUUUAAAGAAAUGGAGUUAGACGAACGAAUGGAGGUAGUGAGUGAUAACAAUUUGUGUCAGAUUUGCCUAAAUGCUCAUGGAAAUGCUAGAUGUAAAAUGAACAUACAUUGUAAUGUGGGAAAUUGUCAAGAAAGACAUAAUUCUUUACUGCAUCCUGGUACCUUAAGGUGAUGAGGUGGGGCGAUUUGAAUUCAUUCGUAGAUAGUUAAGAAAUUGAAAUAGCAAAGUUUAGUUUAGGUAAAUCUGGAAGUUCUAAGAAAUAUCCAGAAUUACGUGGGGGAGUGUUGAGGCGCAAAAGAGUCGCACCUUUACCAAAGCACUUUGCAAUUUGUCAGAUAGACGUUUGUCAAGAAUUGGAAGAAGCGAGAAGUUAAAAACAAAUUAGCACGUGAAGAAGUGAACCCGUAAGAUCUGCUUGCAACACAAUUAAAUUGAUCCUAUCGCAAUUUGUAUCGUAAGUUAAACUAUAAACCAAUUAUGAGCAAUUUAAAAAGAUUUAGUAUCAAUCAGGAACGCUCGCAGAGGAACCACAGGACUUGAAUCCGAUUCAUGAGUUGAGGAGGAGGUUAAGAAUGAAACUAAUGAUGUGAGUAAGAAUGAUAAGCAAAUAUUCAAUGAACUAAUAAAUAAUUUCUUUUAGUUUUAAGCCGCAAGAAAAAGCGCCGCUGUAAAACUCAGU